GUUAUAUACAGUUUAAUUUUCUUAUUCUUCCAGAGAAGGUAUAGCCAGCUCGAAAUUCAUUAUGGUUAGUACAAAGUUAUUUGUUUUGCUCAGUUGUGUUUUCGUCGCAGUUCUCGCUGUGCCGCAAGGACAAUUAGUUGGUGCCCCUAGCAAGCUUAGUGGCGCUGAUUUAAAAGAAGCUGAAGAAACUUUAAAAACCUCUUUAAGCAAAUUGGCUGCCGGAGAUGGACCUAACUACAAUCUCUCAAAAAUCAUCUCAGUAACCCGCCAAGUUGUCUCGGGUACUCUCUACAAAUACGAUGUGGAAUUGGUUGACAGCUAUGGCGCUAAGAAGAACUGCAAUGUUGAAAUCUGGAAUCAACCAUGGUUGGAAAAUGGUACAGAGGUCACUUUCAAAUGCCCCGGCGAGGAAGUAGUGAAGAAGAAGCACAGCCCUUAAGUAUUAUUGUAUGAGCUGAAGUAAUAGAACGAAUAAU
This is a messenger RNA of Anastrepha obliqua, 476 nucleotides long. Its product is annotated as sarcocystatin-A-like. The record is from RefSeq and is a predicted model, not a curated record. Bases 62 to 439 code for a protein of 125 amino acids. The transcript is spliced from 3 exons. NCBI's taxonomy places the organism in Eukaryota, Metazoa, Arthropoda, Insecta, Diptera, Tephritidae. Gene Ontology annotation, molecular function: cysteine-type endopeptidase inhibitor activity.